AUUUGGGAAAGUUAACAGACUCAGACAGCGACCCUAGAGAGAAGAUUCAAGCCCGGUGUCAACAUUGCACAGGCCCCGCCCACCUAUCUUAGCCCCGCCCCGGCGGCCGGGUGCCCGGACAGCGGGUCCGCAGGCAGCUCCUGCACAGCUGCGUUCCCGGCAGCGGAGCCAGGCGCGGAUCCGCGGCUCUGGGACAGGUGACACUGAGCGGGACGACCCGAAUGACCGACAGGCGGGCGGAGGUGGGAAUUCCGCGGGGACGUGACCGUGGGCUGCGGCGGUAGGCGCGGGGGUCGCUUCGACCGGUCCGGGGUCGCCGCGACGCCGGGGAUCCGCUGCAUCGCGCCCUUCCGGCUUCAGAGCCGGGGGCGGGGCCGGCGCUGCGCGGCCAGCCAACCCCGUGCCUUCAUGCAAAUGAAGGCUUGGUGACGCCUCGGUGCCCCUUCAGCGCCCCCUUCCGGGGUCCGCGGCCAAGGGGCGGAGUCUGGGUUGCGCGGCCAGCCAACCGCGCUCGCGUAUGCAAAUACACGCAGGCCCCGCCCCCAGGCGGGGUCCCCCGGCCGCCUGCAGACCCGGGUCCAGGCGCUCCGGCCCCAACGCGGCUUGCAGUUCGCGCCCCGCCGUCGGGGGGCGCCCGAGCGCCGCGGCCCCGCGCAUGCCCGCCCGGGAGCGCCCGCAGCCCCGCCCAGCCGGCCCCAAGCCCCGGACGCUGGUGUCUGGAAGCCCGGAGUCCCACGUUCACCGUCCGCAGUGCCAGCCGGGGUCUGGCGGCCUCCGCAGGAGGCCCCGGAAGAUCGUGUUUGAGGACGAGUUACGCCCCCGGGUCCCACUGCACGAAGAGAAACCCCCCAAAGCUCUGGGACCCUGUCCCAACCCAGUGCCUGACUAUGAGCUUAAGUACCCGCCAGUGAGCAGCAGGAGGGAUCGGAGCCGCUAUGCCGCUGUGUUUGAGGACCAGCACGGGGAGUUCUCGGAGCUCCAGCGCGAGGUGGGGGCCACGCAGGCCAAGCUCCGGCAGCUGGAGGCCCUGCUGAGGUCACUGCCCCCGCCGCGGAGCCAGAAGGAGGCUAACGUAGCAGCUCGUGUCUGGAGAGAGUUUGAGAAGAAGCGGGCGGAUCCUGGCUUUCUGGAUAAGCAGGCUCGCUGUCACUACCUGAAGGGUAAACUGAGGCACCUCAAGUCCCAGAUCCGAAAAUUCGAUGACCAAGAGGAGCGUGACAGUGAGGACUCCGUGUACUUCUGAGUAUCCUGGAGAUGGUGAUGGCUUCUCAGCCCAUGGGGAACCACACUCCAGUGCUUCCAGAGGAAGCAAGUCCCAUUAAGAAUCCCAGAGAAUAAACAUGGAGUAAUUAGA
Molecule: messenger RNA, 1354 nt
Organism: Onychomys torridus (southern grasshopper mouse)
Lineage: Eukaryota; Metazoa; Chordata; Mammalia; Rodentia; Cricetidae
Gene: Ocel1
Product: occludin/ELL domain containing 1
Exons: 5
Coding region: 518-1243 (241 amino acids)
Biological process (GO): bicellular tight junction assembly
Cellular component (GO): cytoplasmic vesicle; bicellular tight junction; apical plasma membrane
Source: RefSeq, a predicted model, not a curated record